CGCGCCCGCCCGCCCGCCGCCAACGACGCGCCGCCCAGCUCGGGAGGCCAUGACCGCCGAGGAGAUGAAGGCGGCCGAGAACGGGGCGCAGUCGGCGCCGCUGCCCCUCGAUGGCGUGGACAUCAGCCCCAAGCGGGACGAAGGCGUGCUGAAGGUCAUCAAGCGGGAAGGCACGGGCACGGAGACGCCCAUGAUCGGGGACCGAGUCUCAGUCCACUACACUGGGUGGCUGCUAGAUGGCACCAAGUUUGACUCCAGUCUGGACCGCAAGGACAAAUUCUCCUUUGACCUGGGGAAAGGGGAGGUCAUCAAGGCUUGGGAUAUUGCUGUAGCAACCAUGAAGGUGGGAGAAGUGUGCCACAUCACUUGCAAACCAGAAUAUGCCUACGGCUCCGCGGGCAGCCCUCCAAAGAUCCCCCCCAACUCCACACUUAUAUUUGAGGUGGAGUUGUUUGAGUUCAAAGGAGAGGACCUCACCGAGGAUGAAGAUGGUGGCAUCAUCCGCAGGAUACGGGUUCGGGGGGAAGGCUAUGCCAGGCCCAACGAUGGUGCUCUGGUGGAGGUGGCCCUGAAAGGGUACUACAAGGACCAGGUCUUUGACCAGCGCGAGCUCCGCUUCGAAAUUGGCGAGGGGGAAAGUCUGGAUUUGCCCUCUGGGCUGGAGGAGGCUAUCCAGCGCAUGGAGAAAGGGGAGCACUCCAUUGUGCACCUCAAGCCCAGCUACGCUUUCGGCAGCCUUGGGAAGGAGAAGUUCCAGGUCCCACCCCAUGCUGAGCUGAAAUACGAAGUACACCUGAAGAGUUUUGAGAAGGCCAAAGAGUCCUGGGAGAUGAAUUCCGAGGAGAAGCUGGAGCAGAGCACCAUAGUGAAAGAGAGAGGCACUGUGUACUUCAAGGAGGGCAAGUACAAGCAAGCCCUGCUGCAGUACCGGAAGGUCGUGUCGUGGCUGGAGCACGAGUCGAGCUUCUCCCCCGAGGACAUGCAGAAGGCCCACGCGCUCCGCCUGGCCUCCCACCUCAAUCUGGCCAUGUGUCACCUCAAGUUGCAGGCCUUCCCGGCCGCCGUUGAAAGCUGCAACAAGGCCCUGGAACUGGACAGCAAGAACGAGAAGGGCCUCUUCCGCCGGGGUGAGGCCCACUUGGCUGUGAACGACUUCGACUUGGCACGGGCCGACUUCCAGAAGGUCCUGCAGCUCUACCCCAGCAACCGGGCCGCCAAGGCCCAGCUGGCCGUCUGUCAGCAGCGGACUCGCCAGCAGCUGGCCCGCGAGAAGAAGCUCUACGCCAACAUGUUCGAGAGACUGGCGGAGGAGGACAGCAAGGUCAAAGUCGAGGUGGCUGCAGGAGACCAUCCCACGGACGCGGAGAUGAAGGACGCGCCCGGCUCGGUGGAGGGCCGCGCUCAGGUGGAGACGGAAGCGUAGCCCGCGCCCGCCCGCGCUGCCUGCUCCCCGCGCCUCCCUCUCCACCCUGUUAGUUUUGUAAAAACUGAAGAUUUUUGAGUGAAUUAGACCUUUAUUUUUCUAUCUGGUUGGAUGAUGGCUUUGGGGAAGGGGAGAACAGGCUGGGGGUUGGUGUGGUGGAGAGUAGUUCUAGGUGGCGUCCCCUCUGCCCUCCCGUACACGAGAACGGAGCCGUCCGCGCGCACUCGUCGGCACGUUAAUUUAUUUUGCUCCCUUGGUUCAGUCACUUUUCAAAUGGUAGAAGGGGAAGUACAGGACGGGAUGGGACGGGAAGCCAGGGUGGAGAGGGUCGCCCCCGGGCAGCCGCCCUCGCCCUCUGGCCCGUCUCCAGCGCGGUGCCCGCGUGGGUGCUGGGCACGCAGACCACGGCGCGCCGGGUGCCUCUGCCUUCCUCCCCAGCGGUGUGGCUGAUGAUGUCCUUGGGUGUCAUGGUGGUCUCCCCGGAGCACCUCCCCGUCCCGCCAUGCCACCGCCUCUGUCCCUUCCCAGCCAGGUUGUGUCUCCACCCCGACCCCUCGGCCACUUCUGCAUGUUGCUGAAGGUCCAGGUGCACCUCAAGUCCCGAGCUUGAGCAAUAAAGUGGAAACAAACCGUG
Messenger RNA from Jaculus jaculus (lesser Egyptian jerboa), 2057 nucleotides. RefSeq names its product FKBP prolyl isomerase 4 (gene Fkbp4). The record is from RefSeq and is a predicted model, not a curated record. Gene Ontology annotation, molecular function: protein binding; peptidyl-prolyl cis-trans isomerase activity. The coding region runs from base 50 to 1423 and encodes 457 amino acids. The transcript has 10 exons. Lineage: Eukaryota; Metazoa; Chordata; Mammalia; Rodentia; Dipodidae.